AUGAGCUGCCACGUAUGUUCUCGCACGAACAGCUCACGCCUGCCCUUCUACUGUCCCACCUGUGCUCGCAGCCAGCUGUAUCUGUUGCGAUAUGAGAACGCCCGAGUUUUACUAGAGAAGGAUGCAGUUGGGCGUGAGAUCGAAGCCGCAGUGACCGGCAACACCCCACAAAGCGAGGCCAAGGAGGCUGCCCGGACACACGAUGGUGGAGAAUCGAAACAGAACCCGCGAUGGACCAUUCAAGCCGCCCAAACCGAACAAGCCCGGUCAUCAGAGCGGACAAAGGCGAUCCUCGCCCAGGCAGAGGUGUUGAGGAACGAAAUCAAAGAGAAAAGGGGUGAGAUCAACCAGCGCGCUUCUAUUCUGAAGCAGCGACGCUCCGAUGCAGAGUCGGCAACCUACCAACUGGCAGAACGCCGUGACGCGGCGCUAUCCAGUAUUCAGAAUAGCAUCAAAAGAACGGAACACCUGUGGCACUCGUUACAUAACAAGACCGCUGAAUCCCGCAUUUUUCUUUGUCGAGAAGCUGCAAGCAUUUACGGGCUUCGUCAAAAGCUGAGGAAGAGGAACAAUGAGAUCAUAGAAAGCUAUGUCAUCGGAGGAGUGCCCAUAGUCGAUCUUCGGGAAAUGAAUGGCACGUGGUCCUGUCACAGAUUCGAUCCAUGGGAUGCUAACUUCAAGACAGGUGCUCCGCCUUCUCAGAUUUCCACGGCCUUUUCGAAUAUUGCUCAUCUACUGAUUCUCGUGUCUCAUUACCUUUCCCUCAGACUUCCCGCCGAAAUCACUCUCCCACACCGGAACUAUCCUACGCCUACUAUAUUCACCCCCGGAGCUUCAUACUCGUCACGCGAUGUGCCAUAUUCCGGGAAAUCUCCGUCUCAUUCCUUGUCAAGUAGUCCAACAGCAUCAAGAGCUGAUACACGUCGAUCCCCCCGUCCUCGGCCACUCUCCAUCGAUAAAACGCUUCCGAGACUUGCCAAGGAAGAUCCCGCAACCUAUGCACUGUUCUUGGAGGGGGCCUCUCUGCUAGCGUGGAAUGUCUCUUGGCUGUGCCGCACCCAGGGGUUGAACGUCGGGUCUGACUCGUGGGAAGAGAUAUGUAAUAUUGGGAAGAACAUGUGGCAGCUGCUUGUUGCACCCCCAGCUCAGAAUGUGACGGUCAUGAGGGCCGUUUCUGGCCGCGACCUCCAGUCGAAACUCAAAAGUGGCAGAGAUUCUCCAAAGACUAUAAUACAGCGAACUAAAUCCUUUCCCAUGCUUGGUCAUUACUCUCACGGUACGUCUCACUCGUUCCUGGGAGCCGCGGAAGGCACAGAGUUCAUGCGGACAUGGAAACUUCCAACACCGACGAAAGUUGCGGACAAACUCAAAUCUGCGUUGUUGGGAGAGAUGGCAAAUGCAGAAUGGGAGCUCCUAGAAGAAAAAGAAUGGGAUGAGGAGGGUCGAGACCAGGCUACUUUGAAUGCAAAGGAUUCGUCCCUUUUUUCUGGACUAAGGCCUGAAGUUGAAGAUGAGGAGGCGGCUGCCAACACCACAAAGCCUGAAUGCAACUCCGACGUCGUGGAGAGUUCUAAAUUACCGUCGGACCGGCCGAGUCCUGACCGUCCAAAAGGCACCAGCGGCUGGACAAAGCUUAAAAGUAGAUGA
Messenger RNA from Rasamsonia emersonii CBS 393.64, 1647 nucleotides. RefSeq lists its product as uncharacterized. NCBI's taxonomy places the organism in Eukaryota, Fungi, Ascomycota, Eurotiomycetes, Eurotiales, Trichocomaceae. The record is from RefSeq and is a predicted model, not a curated record. Bases 1 to 1647 code for a protein of 548 amino acids. The transcript has a single exon. Gene Ontology annotation, cellular component: lytic vacuole; endosome. Gene Ontology annotation, molecular function: SNARE binding. Gene Ontology annotation, biological process: SNARE complex assembly.